Messenger RNA from Prunus dulcis (almond), 1584 nucleotides. RefSeq names its product receptor-like protein EIX1. The record is from RefSeq and is a predicted model, not a curated record. The transcript has 2 exons. The coding region runs from base 127 to 1584 and encodes 485 amino acids. Gene Ontology annotation, molecular function: protein binding. Lineage: Eukaryota; Viridiplantae; Streptophyta; Magnoliopsida; Rosales; Rosaceae.
GUCAAUUCCAGCCAUUAAAGACUUCGUUUUUUCCCCUGUAUCUCCGACCUAAUAUUGCAGUCAUAAACGCUAAAUAGUUGUGCCUCUUAAUUGAAUCGUGUUGAUCUCGCAUUUGAAUCUUUUAACAUGCAGAGUCACCGGAUGUGCUUGAAACUCUUACUUGCAUUUGCGCUGCUUUUGCUGCGGUGCGUCCAAGGCGGAGAAGUUAGUCGCAAGCACCGGGAUGCUACCGUGACCGGGAGGUGCAUAGAGAAGGAAAGGCAAGCACUCCUUGCAUUCAAACGUGGCCUGGUGGAUAAGUCCGAUCUCCUCUCUUCAUGGGGUUCAGAAGCUCAGAAACAAGAUUGUUGCAGAUGGAUAGGAGUCUCUUGUAGCAACCAAACAGGUCAUGUUCUUCAACUUGACCUUUCAAACAAAGUUGUGGGCGCACAUUCAUGGAAUUAUUAUUCUUUGGAAGGUAAGAUGAUUAGUCCUAAACUGAUUGAGUUGCAGUACUUACACUAUUUGGACCUUCAUGAUAUUAAUUUCUAUGGGAGCCAUAUUCCAGAUUUCAUCGGUUCUCUAUCCAAUUUAAGAUACCUUGAUUUGUCUAAUACUAAUUUUGGAGGCAAGUUUCCAAGUCAGGUCGGAAAUCUUACGAACUUGCAGCAUCUGGGCUUGAGUUUUAAUGACUUUACAAAUGCAGAAAAUCUUGAUUGGCUUCCUCUUCUUUCGUCAUUAAGAUAUUUGGACUUGAGUGGCACGAAUCUCAGCAAUGUUUUCGAUUGGCCGGAAGCCAUUAAUAAGCUUCCUGAACUAACAAACUUGACACUAUGGGAGUGUGAUCUUCCUUCUCCAAUUCUUUCCACUCUUUCUUACAUAAACUCUUCUAAAUCUCUUGCUAGCGUUGACCUUUCUUCCAACCAAUUGAGUACUUCAAUAUUUCUAUGGUUGUCCAACUAUAAUACUAGCCUUGUUUAUCUUGACCUCACUUAUAACUUUCUAGCCGGUUCAAUUCCUGAUGUUUUGGGACAUAUGAGCUCUCUGGCAUAUCUUUCUCUCUCUAAUAACCAACUUGAAGGAUGGGUCCCACAUUCUUUUGCCAGCAUAUGUAGUUUGCAAUCAUUGGAUCUCUCAAGCAAUAUUCUGAGUGGACAACUUUCUAAGUUUGUUCAAAUAUUAUUCUCUACAUGUGCUCAAAACUCAUUGGAGAUUUUGGAUCUCGGUUUGAAUAAUCUUGCAGGGUCAUUACCUGAUCUUACAAACCUUUCAUCUUUGGAAGUCUUGAAUCUAAAUAACAAUAAAUUCAGUGGAGUAAUUUCAGGAACUCAUUUCUCAAAACUCUCCAAAUUACGGGAUUUGGUUCUCUCUUGGAAUGAUCUUGCAGGGCCAUUACCUGACCUUACAAACCUUUCAUCUUUGGAAAUCUUGUUUCUUAAUAACAAUCAAUUAAGCGGAGGGAUACCUGAAAGUAUAGGGGGAAUGUCGAAGCUCAAUACUAUUGAUUUUCCACAUGAAUUCUUUGGAAGGAGUGAUUUCAGAAACUCAUUUCUCAACACUCUCGAAAUUACAGUAUUUGGAUCUGUCUUCUCAAAAUUCUUCUAA